GUAUCUGUUUGCACACUCGUUCACUGACCCAUUGAUGUAUACAUAGCGUUUGAUAAACAUAUGUGGCUCAUAUUUUAAUGAAAAAUGUCACAGGUGAAAAUUCGUCAUCCAAUUCAAUUAAUUAAAUAUUUGGUAUUCAAUACGACCUGGGGAACAAAAGAAGGUAGUGAACAUGAAAAGCUAAUCUAUUAUUAUGUCAAACCAACGUUGGUCGUCGGUAUUGAUCAGAAAAUAUCCGAUGUUGGCCUAGCCGAAGCAGUCAUCAAUUUCGGGCGACAAUUCGGUCAAGUAACCAAAUCAUUACAAGGUGAUCGUUUACGUUUCAUAUUCCAUGAAUUGGCUCCAAAUUUUUGGUCAUCAAUGUUCAUAUCUGAAUCGUAUUCUGUACAUAAAUCUGGCGAAGAUUCUACGCAGAUAGCAGAAUAUCAUGAGAAUGAAAUCUGUGAUAAUUUUAAACUUAAAUUAGAAAAUAUCUACAAUUAUUUCAGGCUUUUGAAUGGACCGAUUGAAGAAUUGUGUGACAAACUAUCUCGUCAAGAAUUCCUGGAUAAAUGUCAUGAUUUUUUCGACAAUUACGUUCCACAUAUCGAAAUAUUACCGUUCAAUUUGAUCGAGCUAUAUUCGUCGAUACAAUAUCUUCCCCUUAGUAACACAACAUUCAUGGCUGUUCAAAGUUUAUUGAAUUGUGUACAGGCCAAUGAUUGGAGAAUCGAUUCCUAUAUUUUCAUCUACAAUGAUCAAUUAGUAUCCAGUUCAUUGUCCUUGUUCGAUACGCAAAUUCUAUACAAUUACCUGACCAACAUUGUCAUACCAGAUGCUGUGAAAGAAGAGAUAAGUGGUAUAUCGAAUAAAACACGAUGGCUUCAAGUAGAUUUUCGCAUCUAUCUAAUGGGCCAUCCUGGUCAUGGAUCAGCAUUCCGUAAUCUUUGUCUAUUCCGAUCGAUUAAUGGUUCGACCAUCGGAUUGAUAUUGACCGAAUUUGAUGAAAAUAUUCUGAAAGAAUGUGGAACACUACUUUCUAGCCGACUGGUGUCAUUAACGAACAAACUACAUGAAACAGUAACCCAAAUAGCUAAACAACCAGAUUCAAAAUUAACUAAUGAUAGCUCAGCCAAAGAUAUUAAAUUUAUCUAUUUCAAUUACAGUAAUUGUGCUCAACGUGGCAAUUCAAAUUGCCGUAAAUUGAUUGAUUCAGAUUUUACACGAUUGAUUAUCGAUGUUGAAUCUGAUCUACAACAACGAUUCACUGAGGAACAAGUAUUCGAAUUGAUUGGUAAAAAUAUGAAUGAUGCAUGGUUAGUGGCACGUAAUUCUGAUAGUAGAGCCCUGUUCGCUAUGCUCAACUAUAAAAACGCGAACGUUAUCGAAGCAAGUGAAAUGAUUGAUGCAAUGCAAAACAAACAUUUUAAAAAUUUAUUUUUCGGUAUUUGAUUGUUUAAAAUAAAAUAAAUUUAUCAUUCA
Dermatophagoides farinae (American house dust mite) is the source of this 1461-nucleotide messenger RNA. RefSeq names its product vacuolar fusion protein CCZ1 (gene Ccz1). Gene Ontology annotation, cellular component: intracellular membrane-bounded organelle; Mon1-Ccz1 complex. Gene Ontology annotation, biological process: vesicle-mediated transport. Lineage: Eukaryota; Metazoa; Arthropoda; Arachnida; Sarcoptiformes; Pyroglyphidae. The record is from RefSeq and is a predicted model, not a curated record.